This is a messenger RNA of Ichthyophthirius multifiliis, 852 nucleotides long. RefSeq names its product snare domain protein. Gene Ontology annotation, cellular component: SNARE complex; Golgi membrane; endomembrane system. The transcript is spliced from 5 exons. Gene Ontology annotation, molecular function: SNAP receptor activity; SNARE binding. The record is from RefSeq and is a predicted model, not a curated record. Lineage: Eukaryota; Ciliophora; Oligohymenophorea; Hymenostomatida. Gene Ontology annotation, biological process: endoplasmic reticulum to Golgi vesicle-mediated transport; intracellular protein transport; vesicle fusion.
AUGUCAUAAUAAUAUAUAAAAAACUCUAACCCAUUUAUGAUGGGAAAUAUUUAUAACUAAAACGGAAUAAGUGCACAAAACAUAACAUCUAAAUUUUUAGAAAUCGCAUAAAAAUAUUCUACAGGAACUAAAAAGCCAUAACAAACAUUAGAUUUAUAAAACAUAUCAAAUGUAUCAGGAUUAUUUAAUAAUGAAGAAGCUAAAAUCAAUGAAUUAGUAAUGAUAAUUAAAGAGAAUGUAAAUACUAUUUAAAAUGGAAUAAAUGAAUUAUAAAACAGUAAACCUGAUGAAUGCAUUAAAUAAUCUAAAGCAGGACAUGAAGCUUAUAAAGUAAUAAUAGAAAUAAUUUAAGGAUAAUUUGUUUAAAUUGCAAAUAAUUUUAAGAAAAUAACAAAUAAAAGAAUAGAUGUUAUAUUAUUUACUUUUAAAAUGAAUUUAAUUUUAUAAAUAGGACUUAAGUUAAAAUUAAUAAGUUAAAUAAAGAAUAAAUAUUUAAGACAAAGUGAAGAUAUUGAAGAUUCGAAUAAAUUUAUAAAUAGAAGUUAGACUUAUAAAAAAGUAGACUUCAAAGAAAAAUAAUAAAGUUAAAUAGCAGAUGCAAUGAAAGUUAUUAGAUAAUAAUUAGAAAAUGUUUCUUAAAUGUUUGUAAGAAUUGGUACUAUGGUUAAAAUGCAUGAAACUAUGAUUGAUAGAAUUGAUAAAGAUACUGAUGUUGCUAUUAUUAAUGUUGAAAAAGGAAAACAACAUAUAAUGAAUGCUUAUAGAUAUGCUUCAUCUACAAGAGGAUUAAUUUUUAGGAUAUUUAUAAUUUUGAUGAUUUUUGCUUUUGUUUACAUAGUUUUUCUUUCUUGA